Molecule: messenger RNA, 2686 nt
Organism: Trichoderma harzianum CBS 226.95
Lineage: Eukaryota; Fungi; Ascomycota; Sordariomycetes; Hypocreales; Hypocreaceae
Exons: 1
Coding region: 122-2416 (764 amino acids)
Source: RefSeq, a predicted model, not a curated record
CGACAAUUCCCGAGGCCUAGACACUGAUCCCUUCUCCUGGGUCAUCAGUUGCCAACAGAGGCCGUAUCUUGUCAAUCUUUUGUGAAUACCAUAGUCUGGCACAUUUUGAUAGUUGCCCAUCAUGUUGCUUAAGCAGGUCCUUGUGGCCGCUCUGCUCUCUUUGAGCUCUGUCACGGCUUUCCCAAACCCGAACAACCUCCAUGACGUGGAGGCUAGGGAUGUCGAAGAUAACCUCGUUGCCCGUGGUGGUAACCAACACGACUGUGGCUCUUACGCCAGCUGGAACAACGGAAAGAACUGCUGUGUCUGCAAAGACAAUGGCAAGAACUACGACUCCAAGACAAAGUCAUGCAACUGUCCUAGUGGCUACACCUGGAAUGGUCACCAGUGCGUCCACGACUGUGGCAAAGAUGCUACUUGGCAGUAUGGAAACUGUGUCUGCAACAAGAAAGGCGAAGUCUACAACCCCAAGGACAAGACCUGUAGCUGCCCACCAGGACAGUACUGGAACGGCAAGAACUGCCAGGUGGAUUGCGGCAAAGACGCUUCAUAUGACUACAAACAGAAGAAGUGCGUUUGCAAGAAACAAGGCGAAAUCUACAACUCCAACUCCAAGACUUGCAGCUGCCCCCCUGGCCGGGUUUGGAACGGCUACGCAUGCGUUGUUGACUGUGGCAAGGAAGCGCACUUUGACAAUAAACAGAAGAAGUGUGUGUGCAACAACUACGGCGAAAUCUACAACUCUGGCAGCAAAACUUGCAGUUGCCCUGGAGGAAAAUACUUCAACGGCAAGAAAUGCGUUUGCCCGUAUGGUAAAGUCUGGAACGGUAAACAGUGUGUAGAAGACUGCGGCAAGGAAGCCCACUUCGACUACAACCAAAAGAAGUGCGUCUGCAACAAGAAGGGCGAAAUCUAUGACUCUUCCAAGAAGACUUGCAGCUGUCCCGAUGGUCAAUAUUUCAACGGAAAGCAAUGCGUCUGCCCGUAUGGUAAAGUUUGGAACGGCAAACAGUGUGUUCCCGAUUGUGGCAAGGAAGCCCACUUCGACUAUAACCAGAAGAAGUGUGUGUGCAACAACAAGGGCGAAGUCUAUAACUCGGCCAAGAAGACCUGCAGUUGUCCUGAUGGCCAAUACUGGAACGGCAAGCAAUGUGUUUGCCCGUACGGCCAAGUCUUCAACGGCAAGCAGUGUGUUCCUGAUUGCGGUAAAGAAGCCACCUUCGAUUACAACCAGAAGAAAUGCGUUUGCAAGAACAAGGGAGAGAUCUACGACUCCAAGACCAAGACCUGCAGCUGUCCCGAUGGCCAGGUUUGGAAUGGCAAGCAGUGCGUCUGCCCGUACGGCAAAGUCUGGAACGGCAAGCAGUGCGUAGAAGACUGUGGCAAGGACGCCCACUUCGAUUACAAUCAGAAGAAGUGUGUUUGCAACAAGAACGGAGAGAUCUACGACUCCAAGAGCAAGACUUGCAAGUGCCCUGACGGUCAGUACUGGAAUGGAAAGCAGUGUGCCUGUCCAUAUGGCCAGGUCUUCAACGGCAAGCAAUGUGUCCCCGACUGCGGCAAAGACGCCACCUAUGAUUACAAUCAGAAGAAAUGUGUUUGCAAGAACAAGGGAGAGGUCUUUGAUCAAAAGACCAAGACCUGUAGCUGCCCUGACGGCCAGUACUGGAACGGCAAGCAAUGCGUCUGUCCAUACGGCAAGAUCUUUGACGGAAAGCAAUGCGUAGAGGACUGCGGCAAAGAUGCUCAUUUCGAUAACAAUCAGAAGAAGUGCGUGUGCAACAAGAACGGAGAGAUCUACGACUCCAAGACCAAGACCUGUAGCUGCCCCGACAGCCAGUACUGGGACGGAUCCAAGUGCGCAUGCCCUUACGGAACAGUCUGGGACGGCAAGCACUGCAACCAGGAUUGCGGCAAGGACGCUCAUUUCGACAGCAACCAGAAGAAGUGCGUGUGCAACAAGCAGGGCGAGGUUUACGAUAGUAAAUCCAAGACUUGCAGUUGCCCCGACGGCCAAUACUGGGACGGAUCUAAGUGUGCCUGCCCCUACGGCAAGGUCUGGGACGGAAAGCAAUGCGUGCCAAACUGCGGCAAAGAUGCUAGCUACGACAGCAAGCAGAACAAGUGCGUGUGCAAGAACAUCGGCCAAGUCUUUGAUAGCAAGUCCUUGACUUGCAGCUGCCCAGCGGGAACCUCUUGGAAUGGCUACGCUUGUGUGCAAGAUUGUGGCAAGGACGCUCAUUACGACAGCAACCAGAAAUGCUGCGUGUGCAACAACAAGGGCCAGUCUUAUGAUAGUAAGUCCAAGACUUGCAGCUGCCCAGGAAACCAGUAUUGGGACGGCAACAAGUGCGCGUGCCCAUACGGAUCGACUUGGGAUAGCAGCAAGAAGACUUGUAAGAUGAACUAUCCUUGAUGAUAUUUUAUGAGUUCAAGAGGUGAUGCCUUCAGAAGGUAUUAUCUUUUAUACUUAAUAAGAUGUGGCAAUGUUUUGUUCUUCAAAAUAAGUUGGAAAGAAAAAAAAAACGAGUGAAAAAAAGAUUUGAUAUUUAUAUUGGACUGGAUAGGAAAGGUCGUUCCCUUGAUGACGAGUGGGAUGAAAUGUGUAUAUUAUUCUAUAUGGGGUACAUUUUAACGGCUUAACCACUGUAGUAAUGCCGAUGACUUAAAAAUAUCAGUCAUUAUC